CAUUUUUGCGCAUUUAGAAAUUUUUCAAUGCGUAAGUGUGAUUUGUGCGUUUAUACUGAUUAAAUAUCAUUCUGUAUGGGUGGUUAGGUAUUAUAAUCAAGGUCUGAUGCCAAAUCCGUAAGGAUUAAUCUUUUAAGUUUCUUCCAUGAUUAAUCUUUAAUAGCUAAAGAUAAGCCUGACUAAAUCAAGUACUGAUGUAGGUGUAGACAAAGAUGCUGGCCAUCACCAGUGCGUAAAUGAGACAGCUUGCCAGGGGUCGUCCGCUGCUAGAAUCGACCGGCGAUCUCGCACAAACUCCACGCACCAGUGUUAAAUUAACACCUGCUAAUGGCAGGUAGUGUGAACAAGACCUCGCCGUCUAUUUGCUAGAAAACAGACCACUCGCCCGUACGCCGCGAGCGAUCGCUUCCAGCCGCUGAACUGUGGUGCAUGUGUGCGCUUUGAUAAAAUUCCUCCAGUUAAGUUGUGUGAUAAUGGGGUGCGAACUCGGCAAGCUGGCGGGAAGGGGCAGCUCGGAAAACGCCAACAGCAAGCUGGACGACAUCGGGCCCCCGGCCCAGGUCGACUCGAGGCUGCCGCUGACGGCGAAGCAGAAAUACAGCAUGCUGGCCUCGUGGAAGGGGAUCAGCAGGGCGAUGGAGAGUACGGGCGUAUGCAUGUUUCUGAAAUUGUUCGAGGAGCACGGGGAGUUAUUAAAUUUAUUCGAGAAAUUCAAAGAACUGAAAACGAAAGAAGAUCAAGCGAAUAGUCUGGAAUUGCAGGAGCACGCCAGCACGGUAAUGAACACCCUUGAUGAGGGAAUCAAAGGGCUCGAUAAUUUAGACGCCUUCUUCGAGUACUUGCAUCAAGUCGGGGCGUCUCAUCGAAGGAUACCCGGCUUUAAAGUGGAGUAUUUUUGGAAAAUAGAAAAACCGUUCCUAGAGGCCGUACAAACCACCUUAGGCGACCGCUACACGGACAACGUGGAAAACAUAUACAAAAUAACUAUUAAAUUUAUCAUAGAAACCUUGAUCACGGGUUACGAUAACGCAAACGCACCGACGUGAAGAUCGACUGACUGAAAAUGAAAACUCCAUACAAAAAACCUACUUAUUAAUACUUUUAUAGAACCAAGUACUGUUCGUAACUGUGUAAAUAUUUUUUUGUGUGCAUGUGUAUUUAAUGAAUACCUGUAAGACAAUUAAGAGUUAGAAGAAAGAUGAAGAUGCCGUUUGAUCCGAACGCUGCUGCUGGAUUUGAAUUCCCAUUAAAUUAUGAUUUUCGUGUUUUUUUCUACCAGGUACUUUACCGGAUGACAUUGACGUACGUGGUCAUGUCAAAUUACAAGAAAUAUUUUUGUACGCCAAGUUAUUUUUUUACAUUGAAGGAAAUGUAAACGUGCAAACAAUUCCAUGUCUUAUGGCCCUAUGAUGGAAGUCAAUUCUUCAAAAGUGGAUAUAAUUAAAUAAAAAUAAAAUGUAGUUAUACUCUACUUUAAUUUCAAAUACGGAGGUAGGGAUAAAGAGAAGUGUAGAACUUUAAC
Anoplophora glabripennis (Asian longhorned beetle) is the source of this 1522-nucleotide messenger RNA. Its product is annotated as neuroglobin-like. Gene Ontology annotation, molecular function: heme binding; oxygen binding. Lineage: Eukaryota; Metazoa; Arthropoda; Insecta; Coleoptera; Cerambycidae. The transcript has 4 exons. Bases 474 to 1046 code for a protein of 190 amino acids. The record is from RefSeq and is a predicted model, not a curated record.